This is a messenger RNA of Knipowitschia caucasica, 1422 nucleotides long. The record is from the annotation of a GenBank genome assembly. NCBI's taxonomy places the organism in Eukaryota, Metazoa, Chordata, Actinopteri, Gobiiformes, Gobiidae.
AUGAAGAAGACUCACGGGGCGCAUGCGCUGGACAAGCACAUUUGUAAACAGACGCAUGUGUCACAUUCAUGGAUCUACAAGAACGGUUAUAUUAUAGAUGAUAUCCUAGAUUCUAAGGUUCAUACUGAUGAGACCGCACCGAAGCACCUAAAGUCCCACCUGUAUGGUUGCCCGAGCAUGGACACUGUGGAGUCCUCCUUGAAGCCAGAUGAGAUCGCUUCCCUCUGUUAUGCACACUUCCAGUCGUUGCCCCGCACUGGGAAGCCUGAGGUGGGCCGAGAGUGGACCCUGCUCUCUGCUGUGGUCCAGGUGACGAGGAGCACAGACUCUGACCCAGUGAAGAUGGAGGUGGUUUCACUUGGCACUGGCACUAAAUGCAUCGGGCAGACGGCCAUGCGCCCUGCAGGGGACGUGCUCAACGACAGCCAUGCAGAGGUCAUUGCCCGUAGAGGAUGCAUUAGAUACCUGUUGGAGGAGCUGCAGCGGGCGGUUUCAGGCCGACCCAGUGCGGUGCUGGAGUGCCAGGCUAGACCAGAUCAGACCUGCUUCAGACUCAGACGUGGGGUCUCUUUUGUGCUCUUCACAAGCCAAACACCAUGUGGGGACGCAACCAUUUUCCCCAUGGCUCAGACUUUGCUGACCUGUCCUCCCAUCAGCGCCUCUGCUAAGAGGAAAGCCUCCGAGACCAAGGCAGACUGGCCCGAGCCGAAGCUGCCCCGCUUUAUCACACACAAGACAGGAAACGAGGCAGCGCAGAGGGGGAGGACCCGCUCCUCAAGGACAGCUAUAGCUGACACUCUGGGUACAGAAGAUGAGCUGGGGGCCGACGUGCACAGGACCGGGGCCAAGUGUAUCCCUGGAGGCCCUUCAGAUGCACUGCUGCCUGGUGUGGGAUACCACAACACAGGGCUCCUGCGGCUGAAGCCAGGGCGAGGGGAGCCCACCACGUCCCUAUCCUGCAGUGACAAACUGGCCCGUUGGGGGGUGUUGGGGUUCCAGGGUGCCCUCCUCUCCCAUUAUCUCCAAGAGGCCAUCUACUUCAGUGUCAUUGUAGUGGGGAAAUGUGCUUACAGUCAGGAGGCCAUGCACAGAGCUGUCACUUCACGGUGCUGUCAUGUUGCCAGUCUCCCUGAUGGCUUUUCUGUCUCCUCACCGGUGUUCCUCCAAUCCAGCCUGGAGUUUCCCUUCAGCCAGGCCCAAAUAGAGCGGUGUUACCGGGCAGGGCAGGGCCGAGUCUCUCCUUGUGGUGCAGCCAUCAGUUGGUGCAAAGUGAUGGAAAAACCGUUAGACAUCACUGCCAAUGGCUUUAAGCAUGGCGUAACCAAGAAAGCCCUGGGCACUGCAAAAUCCAGGACAAACAGUAGCCCCUCUCAAAGUAAGCCUGAGGCUACUCUAAACAGAUGUUCUCUGCGCUCUUCUUAA